This is a messenger RNA of Seminavis robusta, 737 nucleotides long. The record is from the annotation of a GenBank genome assembly. NCBI's taxonomy places the organism in Eukaryota, Bacillariophyta, Bacillariophyceae, Naviculales, Naviculaceae.
GCCCGAGCUGACGCCUUCUUGUCGAGCUCCUCGGAGUGGCCAUCUUAGAUCAUAAAAUCACGGAAGCGAAAAACAUCAUCAACAGCCUCUUCCAUCAGCUAUUCCCAUACUAAAGUCAAGCCUAACACACACAAGAAACAUGAAUACCUCACGAAUCUUCCUUCAACGAGUUGCCCCCAACAUGGCCAAGGUCGGCAAAAAGGCGUUCUCAACCGAAUGCGCCCCUGCACAGAAGCUCAAAGCAGUUUUCGAAGAGUAUCGUCGCCAGAAUUUCGACGAUGAAAUCCCUUCACGCUUCCGCAAGCACAUGAUCAAGGCGAUUGAAGAACCCGACCAUCAGACUUUCCAAGUGGACAACCUGAACCGCAUCUUGGACAACAUUGGUCGCAAAGAUGCUCAUCUGAGCAAUGACGAAUUGAGUGCCCUCCUGCGAGAGGCGGGUGUGCCCAGCCACGAACGCAGCCUUUCCAUUUCCAAAAUGAUGGAACUCAUGUAAGAGGACGACACUCAGCAUUCCUGUAGCAGCAGCAGCUGUGCACCAACAGCGACAACAUGUUCGAUUAUGCAUAUACCAUACCAAGAGAUAGAGAGAGACGAAUACAGCCACGCACAGCUACCGCGGCAUAGAGCAUACAGGUGCUUUAAAACCAUUACUAGAAUACAGAUGAACCUAAUUGCCUUCACGGUUCCUCCUAAGCCUGGCCCUCUGCCGGCUUCCGUAUAUAUAACUUCCCUGU